This is a messenger RNA of Drosophila takahashii, 1568 nucleotides long. NCBI's taxonomy places the organism in Eukaryota, Metazoa, Arthropoda, Insecta, Diptera, Drosophilidae. The record is from RefSeq and is a predicted model, not a curated record.
GCGUGUAAAUGGCUUUGUUUCCAUCUCUGGUGAGCUGUUUGUUAUCGUUUAUCGGCGGACAGCUGACUGGCGGCAUCCGAGUUUAUAAACAAUUUCGGAAUUUUGCAGUUUGCAAACCUCUUAUGAAAAAUGGACUACGACUUCAAGAUGAAAACGCAGAUUGAGCGCACAAAGGUGGAGGACUUGUUCAACUACGAGGGCUGCAAGGUGGGGCGCGGAACCUACGGCCACGUCUACAAGGCCAAGUGGAAGGAGACGAGCGAUGGCAAGGAGUAUGCCCUGAAACAGAUCGACGGCACUGGCUUGUCCAUGUCCGCCUGCCGCGAGAUAGCACUGCUGCGCGAACUGAAGCACCAGAACGUGAUAACCCUCAUCCGGGUGUUCCUGUCGCACAACGACCGCAAGGUGUUCCUGCUGAUCGACUACGCGGAGCACGACCUGUGGCACAUAAUCAAGUUCCAUCGGGCGGCCAAGGCCACCAAGAAGCAGGUGGUCGUUCCCCGGGGCAUGGUGAAGAGCCUGCUGUACCAGAUCCUGGAUGGGAUUCACUAUCUGCACAGUAACUGGGUGUUGCAUCGCGAUCUGAAGCCCGCCAACAUCCUUGUGAUGGGCGAUGGCAACGAGAGGGGACGCGUAAAGAUCGCCGACAUGGGUUUCGCCCGACUCUUCAAUGCCCCGCUGAAACCUCUGGCGGACCUGGAUCCGGUGGUGGUCACCUUUUGGUAUCGUGCCCCAGAACUGCUGCUCGGAGCUCGUCACUACACCAAGGCCAUCGACAUCUGGGCUAUUGGCUGCAUUUUCGCCGAGCUACUCACCUCGGAGCCCAUCUUUCACUGCCGCCAGGAGGACAUCAAGACCAGCAAUCCGUAUCACCACGAUCAACUGGACCGCAUCUUCAACGUGAUGGGCUUUCCGCAGGACAAGGACUGGGAGGAUAUCAAGAAGAUGCCGGAACAUCACACGCUGACCAAGGACUUCAAGCGCUCCACCUACUCCACCUGCUCGCUGGCCAAAUACAUGGAAAGGCACAAGAUCAAGCCAGACAGCAAGGCCUUCCACCUGCUGCAGAAACUGCUGCUGAUGGACCCCAACAAGCGCAUCACCUCCGAGCAGGCAAUGCAGGAUCAGUACUUCCAGGAGGAUCCGCAGCCCACGCAGGACGUGUUCGCCGGCUGCCCCAUACCGUAUCCCAAGCGCGAGUUCCUUACCGACGACGACCAGGAGGACAAGACGGACAACAAGCGCCAGCAGCAGCAGCAGCAGCAACAACAGCAACAGCAGCAGCAACAACAGCAGCAGCAAAUGAAUGCCGAACCGAAUGCCAAGAGAGUCAGAUUGUCCGGAGCUGGCAACCAGCAAGACUUCCACCACCAGCAGCAGCAGGCGCAGCAGCAGCAACAACAGCAACAGCAGCAACAGAUGAUGUUCAGCCAGCAGCAAAAUUUCCAACAGCGCUUCAACUGAGAGACUGAUAAAUGCUGCAUUUUUUCUACCACUCCCACUACUCCUUAGCCUUCUAAGUAUUUAAUGACUUUAGCGCGUAACAAAUACAAGCAAGUAAAGUGUAA